This is a messenger RNA of Oncorhynchus keta (chum salmon), 1332 nucleotides long. RefSeq names its product 40S ribosomal protein S27. Gene Ontology annotation, biological process: ribosomal small subunit assembly; translation. NCBI's taxonomy places the organism in Eukaryota, Metazoa, Chordata, Actinopteri, Salmoniformes, Salmonidae. The record is from RefSeq and is a predicted model, not a curated record. Bases 108 to 362 code for a protein of 84 amino acids. Gene Ontology annotation, cellular component: ribosome; cytosolic small ribosomal subunit. The transcript is spliced from 4 exons. Gene Ontology annotation, molecular function: structural constituent of ribosome; RNA binding.
CCUCAUUCAAUUCACUCACUUCCUGCCCGUGCACCAAAGUAGCGUCAAUAGAAACCCCUUGUUUCCGAUCAUGCCUUCUUUCAGGCAACGGCUAUUUCUUCGCAAACAUGCCACUCGCAAAAGACUUGUUGCACCCAUCCCCUGAGGAGGAGAAGAGGAGCCACAAGAAGAAGCGUCUUGUCCAGAGCCCGAACUCCUACUUCAUGGAUGUUAAGUGCCCAGGAUGCUACAAGAUCACAACGGUGUUCAGCCACGCCCAGACUGUUGUGCUGUGUGUGGGUUGCUCCACAGUUCUGUGUCAGCCCACUGGAGGCAAAGCACGUCUCACAGAGGGGUGCUCAUUCAGGAGGAAGCAGCAUUAGUUGUACUUCUGAUGCCCCCGUAAAAGCAACUCCAGCCUCGAUACAGCACCCAAGAAAGAUUGAUCCAGAAGUGCUCAUGAUGCCUGGACACCAAAUGGGAUUACUCAUUCAAUGUGAUAGUCCACUUUGUUGCAGUAACUGAACUCUUCAACCAAUCUUUUUUAAUACAAUUGUUUUGGCUAAAGAAUGGGUGGUUUGUACUUUUUUUGUUUCCUUUUCAAUAUUUGCCUAAAUUGGGAUUGAAAUGUUUUUAUCUACAUCAGUUGGGUAAUUCACAUGACAUUUUUAUACAUGUCUGUAGCAAAUUGUGUUACAAAACCAUGAUGUUUGCAAAAAUCAACUAAGGUCAACAUUUUUGUCAAAGUGUCUUAUUUGAAAUUGUACGUUCUCACCUGAAUUUUGUACAUUUUCAGUUUUCAUUACCUUUUUCGGAUUAACUUCGAGUCAUUUAAUACAAUUUUACUUUAGAAUUUUUUUUUUUUUGAAUAAAACUGUUGUAGUUUGUCCAUAAAUAACAAAACGAUAAACUAGUAUAAGUAUACAUUAAACGAUAAUAUUGUCUGUCAACAUGCAUCUCACUUUGGCGUUUUUACAGGAAGUUUAAAAUCAGUUAAGUGUGUAUUCACAUGCAUGAUCAAGAGGAGUAGUCCUUAAAUGAGCACAAGUACAUGUAUUUGCUUGUAAUGCCUUCAGAAUGAGGUUCUUAUUCUCAAACAAUCCCUUUAACCAACUUGGCCUUCUCAAUAACGAAACGGCAAGAAAAGCUCCAAUUAGGAAAGAGUGUGAAUUUCAUUGUGUAAUUUUAAAUUUCGAUAUUUGUAUUUUCAGUUUAAUUCUGGCAUUUUCACAGGGGGAGCAAUGUUCUAUCGGAAAUGGAUUUGUUUACUUUUAUUGGACAAACUGUUGUGGUAAUGAGAAUGUUGUGGAAAUUGGCAACUGCAUAAUCUGAUAAAGGAAAUGGGCAAGUACA